Pteronotus mesoamericanus is the source of this 1913-nucleotide messenger RNA. RefSeq names its product platelet derived growth factor D (gene PDGFD). Gene Ontology annotation, molecular function: platelet-derived growth factor receptor binding; growth factor activity. Gene Ontology annotation, cellular component: membrane. The transcript has 7 exons. Lineage: Eukaryota; Metazoa; Chordata; Mammalia; Chiroptera; Mormoopidae. The record is from RefSeq and is a predicted model, not a curated record. Gene Ontology annotation, biological process: positive regulation of protein autophosphorylation; positive regulation of cell migration; positive regulation of ERK1 and ERK2 cascade. Bases 258 to 1379 code for a protein of 373 amino acids.
GGGCGAACAAACGUCAACCUGUUGUUUGUCCCGUCACCAUUUAUCAACUCCCAGCACCACAAGGAAGUGCGGCACCCACACGCGCUCAGAAAGUUCAGCAUGCAGGAAGUUUGGGAGAGCUAGGCGAUUAGCACAGCGGACGGGCCGUCGCUGGGCGAGCGCAGGCGGCAGAAGCGCGGCGCGGCGCGGCGUGGCGUCAGUCCCCGGAGCUUUCGUAUUUCUCUUGGAGCUGCGGUGUCCCUCGGUCGCUGAUCCCAAUGCACCGGCUCAUCCUCGUCUACACUCUAGUCUGCGCAAACUUUUGCAGCUAUCGGGACACUUCUGCAGCUCUACAGGGCGCCUCCAUCAAAGCUUUGCGCAACGCCAACCUCAGACGAGAUGAGAGCAAUCACCUCACAGACUUGUACCGAAGAGACGAAACCAUCCAGGUGACAGGAAAUGGCCAUGUGCAGAGUCCACGCUUCCCAAACAGCUACCCCAGGAACCUGCUUCUGACAUGGCGGCUCCAUUCCCAGGAGAAAACAAGGAUACAGCUAGCCUUUGACAAUCAGUUUGGAUUAGAGGAAGCAGAAAAUGAUAUCUGUAGGUAUGAUUUUGUGGAAGUUGAAGAUAUAUCUGAAACCAGUACCAUUAUUAGAGGACGAUGGUGUGGACACAAGGAAGUUCCUCCAAGGAUAACAUCAAGGACAAACCAAAUUAAAAUAACAUUUAAGUCUGAUGACUACUUUGUGGCUAAACCUGGAUUCAAGAUUUAUUAUUCUUUUGUGGAAGAUUUCCAACCCGCAGCAGCCUCAGAGACCAACUGGGAGUCAGUCACAAGCUCUAUCUCAGGAGUAUCCUAUAACUCUGCAUCUGUCACGGACCCUACUCUCACUGCGGAUGCUCUGGACAGAACAAUUGCACAAUUUGAUACUGUGGAAGAUCUGCUCAAGCACUUCAGUCCUGAAUCAUGGCAAGAAGAUCUUGAGAAUCUGUAUUUGGACACCCCUCAUUAUCGAGGCAGAUCAUACCAUGACAGGAAGUCAAAAGUUGACCUGGACAGGCUCAACGAUGAUGUCAAGCGUUACAGUUGCACUCCCAGGAAUUACUCGGUAAACUUAAGAGAGGAGCUGAAGCUGACCAACGCUGUCUUCUUUCCACGUUGUCUCCUUGUACAGCGCUGUGGAGGAAACUGUGGCUGUGGGACUGUCAACUGGAAGUCCUGCAAGUGCAAUUCAGGGAAAACUGUGAAAAAGUAUCACGAGGUAUUAAAGUUUGAGCCUGGCCAUUUCAGGAGGAGGGGCAGAUCGAAUAGAUCGAAUUACAUGGCUCUCGUUGACAUCCAGCUGGAUCACCAUGAGCGGUGCGACUGUAUCUGCAGCUCCAGACCACCUCGAUAAAUGAAUGUGCACAUACAUUAAGCAUGAAAGAUCUUUUAGUUUAAGGAGGGUGUGGUAAGAGAUCCUUUUCCCGCCAGCAAACGAACUUACCAUUAGACUGCAAAGCAAUAAAUACAAGUGGUCACUGAGUUUCAGCCUAGCUUUGUUAGUGCCAUGGCAAAUAGAAAGUUGUAUCAUCAACCUCUAUAUCCAAAAAUAUAGGAUUGCAUUUAAUAAUAGCAUCUGAGGAUAUAUCCAUGUCUCUCUGUAAACAGAUCAAGUGGUUUAUCAGUAUAUAUAACCAGGUACACCACAGCUUACAAUAAGUUUGAGUCAUUUAGAUCCUUAACAUCUUUUGAUAAAGUAAGAGACAUAUUAAAUACAUGAGACAUGUCUUUGGAAUAUUUGGAAGAUUAAUUUAUUUUUAAAUUUUGAGUCACAAAACAAUUUUGGAUCUUUCUCGUUUAAAGAAAGCACCUUAUACAUUAAAAAUCAAUAGAUGAGCUUUUUUAUAGAUACAUCUUAAUUCUAAAAAAAGGAAAGACAUGGUUUCUA